This is a messenger RNA of Miniopterus natalensis, 4809 nucleotides long. RefSeq names its product maestro heat like repeat family member 2B (gene MROH2B). Lineage: Eukaryota; Metazoa; Chordata; Mammalia; Chiroptera; Miniopteridae. The record is from RefSeq and is a predicted model, not a curated record. Gene Ontology annotation, cellular component: acrosomal vesicle; cytoplasm.
AUGAACGGCCUUCGAGUUAUUGCUAAUGGGCAAUUGGGCGAGGAUCUUGGCCAGUGCUUCUCAGACUUCAGCAAACAGACUUCGGGGGACAUUAACCUCACCCUCGGCAUGCUGAACACCGGCGACGGUAUCAACAAGGAAGACAUUUACAGUCACCUCACUUCCGUUAUUCAGAACAGUGACAUCCUGGAUGACGCCAUUGUCCAAAGGCUGAUUUAUUACGCAUCUAAGGACAUGAGAGACAACAAUGUCCUCAGAGGAAUCAGAAUGCUGGCUGGCGAGGUGCUGGUGUCUCUCGCUGCCCAUGAUUUCAACUCUGUGAUGUACGAAAUACAGAGUAACUUCAGGAUCCUGGAGCUGCCCAAUGAAUUCGUCGUGCUCGCCCUGGCGGAGCUGGCCACCAGCUACGCGUCCCAGAGCAUCCCCUUCAUGAUGAUGACGCUGCUCACCAUGCAGACCAUGCUGCGGCUGGCCGAGGAGGACAGCAUGAAGGCGGCCUUCUGCGUCGCCCUUGAGAAGUUCAGCAAGGCCAUUUACAAGUAUGUGAACCACUGGCGAGACUUCCCCUAUCCCAGGCUGGAUGCCAACCGACUGUCUGACAAGAUCUUCAUGCUGUUCCGCUAUAUAAUGGACAAGUGGGCCCCCACCACCUCCCCCGCGCAGACUCUGUGCAUCGUCAAGGCCCUCGGCCCCACAGUGAGCCUGCUGCUGCAUCGGGAAGACCUCUGCGAAUACGCCCUGGGCCAGCUUCCCUGGCUCCUGAGCCAGUAUAAAGACAAAGAGAUCGAUUUCCACGUCACUCAGAGCCUGAAGCAGAUCCUGACCUCGGUCGUCCUGUAUGACAUCAGCCUUCCGAGGGACUUGAAGCGAAGCAUCUUCACCAACCUGCUCCACCAGGUGUGCAGGGUUCCCGAGCCCCCGGUGAAGGAGAACGAAGCCGAGGCCGCGGGCUGCUUCCUCGUUCUAGCCCAUUCCAACCCUGCAGACCUGAUGGAAUUUUUUGAUGAACAAAUAAGAAUUAAUAACGAGGUCACUCGAACGGGCAUCUUGACUUUGUUAAGAUCAGCUAUCAAUGCUGAAGAGCCCAACUUGAGGGAUCACAUCACUUCAAUCGAAAGUACAGUCAAAGUUGUCAUGGGCGACCUCAGCAUAAAAGUGAGAAACUGCACCCUCCUGCUCAUCCUUACCAUGUGUGAGAAGUGCUACAUCGAGGCCCAGGAGGGCUGGCCGCUGGUCCAAUACGUCUUCUCGCAGUUUGUCAUGUCCAACAAGAACCUGGAGAAACCAGCGAGACCUAACUCCUGUGAGGAAGAAAAGGGAGAGAAAUCUGUCCGAGCAACAAGCCUCGAGGUCUUAAGAACGCUGGACCCCCUGGUCAUUGGAAUGCCUCAGGUGCUCUGGCCACGAAUCCUGACGUUCGUGGUACCUGCAGAAUACACGGGAACCCUGGACUACCUGUUCAACAUCAUCCGGAUUCUGAUCAUGGCAGAGGAGAGGAAGAAGAAGAGUGCCUCGGAGUCCACGGCCCUUGUCAUCUCCACAGGCCCUGUGAAACUUCCUUCACCGCAACAGCUCCUGGCCAGACUCCUGGUACUAUCUAUGCUCGCCAGCUUAGGGAGACCAUGUGGGGCUGGUGCAAUAGGACUUUUGAAGUUGUUGCCUGAGAUAAUUCACCCCAAACUGGUAAACCUCUGGAAAACACGCUUGCCUGAGCUCCUGCAACCUCUGGAAGGAAAGAACAUUAGCAUAGUGCUAUGGGAAACCAUGCUGCUUCAGUUGCUCAAAGAGUCUUUAUGGAAGAUUGGUGACGUGGCCUGGACCAUCCAGCUGAGUCGGGACUUCAACCAGCAGAUGGGCAGUUACAGCAACACCUCCAUCGAGAAGAAAUUCCUUUGGAAAGCCUUGGGAACCACCUUAGCAUCCUGCCAAGAUACAAACUUUGUAAGCUCACAGAUUAAGGAAUUUCUGAUUGCUCCCAACCAGCUGGGGGACCAGCGACAGGGAACAGCAUCUGUUUUGGGACACUGUGCCGAGAACCACUUGGAUACUGUUUUAAAAGUUCUUAAGACAUUCCAGGAUCGGGAAAAGCGUUUCAUGAAUCGAUGCAAGGGUCUUUUCUCUGGGAAGAAGAGCCUCAGCAAGACUGACAUCAUGGUAAUCUACGGGGCCGUGGCCCUCCAUGCCCCCAAGCGCCAGCUCCUCACCAGGCUUGAUCAAGACAUCGUAUCCCAAGUCCUGUUCCUUUAUCACCAGUGCUCUCAGGUUCUGGGCAUGUCUGUGAUGAACAAGGACAUGGAUCUGCAAAUGAGUUUCACAAGAAGCAUCACUGAGAUUGGCAUUGCUGUCCAAGAUGCUGAAGAUUGGGGGUUCAAGUUUUCCUACAAGGAGUUGCUGCUCGGUCACAUGCUGGACUUCAUCAGGGACGAGCCGCUGGAUUCCUUAGCCACCCCUGUUCGGUGGAAAGCCUUAAUCGCCAUCAGAUACCUCAGCAAACUGCAGCCCCGGCUCCCUCUGAACGACCAGCUCAACAUCCUGGAGGAGAGCGUGCGCAGGCUGCUGCCCCUCCCUCCGCUCGACGCGCUCAGGAGCCAGGGCGAGACCGACAGGGACAAGGAGCUCAUCAGCUUUCUCUACGAGCGGUCCAUGGACGCCCUGGGGAAGCUGGUGCGGACCAUGAUGUGGGACAACGUGAGAGCCGAGGACUGCCAGGAAACGUUUAAUCUUCUCCGAAUGUGGCUCGUUUCACAUAAAGAGUGGGAGAGGGAAAGGGCCUUCCAGAUCACCGCAAAGGUGCUGACUAAUGACGUGGCGGCACCAGAGAACUUUAAAAUCGGCUCGCUCCUCGGCCUCCUGGUCCCACACUCCUGUGACACCCUGCCCACCAUCCGCCAGGCGGCCGCCAGCUCCGCCGUCGCUCUGUUCUGCAUAAAAGGUGUCCGCCUGGAAGUGGAAAGGCUGCAGAUUUUGCAGGAGGGGCUGCAAUGCGACGACGUGCAGGUCCAGGUCAAGAUUUCUUCUAAAAUAGCAAAGAUCGUUAGCAAGCUCAUCCCAAGUGAAGAAAUUCUCAUGUUCCUGGAGGAAGCCCUGGAUGGCCUGGAGACCCUCAACCCCACAUGCACAACAGCCUGUGGCAUAUGGAUGAUCACGGUGCUGAAGGAACAGGGAGCUGUUCUGGAAGAUCAGCUGCUGGAGAUCUUGAGCAUCAUUUACUAUCACAUGCCGAUCCUCCGGCAGAAGGAGGAAAGUUUUCAGUUCAUUCUGGAAGCCAUCUCCCAGAUCGCCAGCUUUCACAUGGAGGCGGUGGUCGCCAACCUUCUGCAGAAGCCCCUGCCCCACGACAGGGACACAAAGACGCUGUGGAAGGCCCUGGCUGAGCACCCCGCCUCCUGCGGCAAACUGCUGCGAGCCCUGACUGUCAAGCUGGAGGCGGGGCUGGAAGACGACCUGGCCCGCAUGGACGCCAUCGCGGUGGCCUGUGCUAUCCAAGAAGUGGUAUCCAUAGGCACCCCCGUGGCGAACUUGUACCCAGAGCUGUUCACUCUGCUCCUGAAGCUGGUCAGCUGCACGCUGGGCCAGAAGAUGCCCGCUUCCUCCUUGAGCUACAGGCGGCGGGUGAUGCAGCAAGGGGAGCGGCAGCAGGUCGCCGACCCCUGCAAGCUCUCGAUCGCAACUCUGAAGUGCGUGCAAGCCCAAGCCAUGAGGGAAGGCCUGGCCCGGGAGUCUGACGAAGGGGACAACUUGUGGGUGCUGCUCCAUGAUCCCGGCACCCACCACAUCGGGGUGUGUGCGCUGGCCAGGAGCAUGGCCGUGUGGCAGCACGGGGUCACCGUGGACAUCAUGGAGCAGCUGUUCUCCUCGCUCACCUCCUCCUCGGAGAACUACCGCAUCACCGGCACGGCCUUCUUCUCCGAGCUCAUGAAGGAGCCGAUCCUUUGGAAGCACUGGAAUCUACGGGACGUGCUGAUCUUGAUGGAUCAGAGUGCCUGGGACUCCAAUGCCACUCUGAGGCAGAUGGCCAUCCGAGGGCUCGGCAAUACAGCUUCUGGAGCCCCUCACAAGGUGAGGAAGCACAAGCAGAUAAUGCUAGAAUCUGUCAUCCGAGGUCUGUAUCACCUGGCCCGCACCGAGGUCGUCUCCGAAAGCUUGAAGGCGCUAAGGAAGAUCCUGGAGUUGCUCACAGACCGAGAUGUGAGCUUCUACUUCAAGGAAAUAGUGCUGCAAACGAGAACCUUCUUUGAAGACGAGCAGGAUGAUGUGAGACUGACUGCCAUUGUCUUAUUUGAGAAUCUGGCAUCCCUAACAGGAAGAAGGUGGAAGAUUUUCUUUGCGGAAGAAAUUAAAAAGAGCAUGAUCUCAUUCCUUCUCCACCUCUGGGACCCCAAUCCCAAAGUUGGAGCCGCUUGCCGAGACGUCCUGAUGGUCUCCAUUCCUUUCCUGGGCCUCCAGGAACUCUAUGGGGUAUUAGAUCGCCUCCUUGACAGUCAGGAUCCACCAAGGGCCAGGGAUUUCUAUAGGCAGUUUUGUGUGAAACUGGCCAAGAAAAAUCAGGAAAUCCUGUGGAUACUCCACACACACUCGUUCAUCUUCUUCAGCAGCAGCUGGGAGAUGAUCAGGAGCACAGCCAUCAAACUCACAGAUGCCAUCGUCCUCAAUCUGACCAACCAAAAUGUGGAGUUACUAGACAGAGAGCAGCUGACCACCCGGCUCCAGGAGCUUCGGCAAGACCCCUGUAUCAGUGUGCAGAGAGCGGCCGAGGCUGCCUUGCAGACCCUCCUGCGAAGGUGUAAAGAGAUAAGCGCCCCUCCGUGA